AUGUCCGAAGAGGCAAAGUUGAAACGGCCAAUUACGAAGGGUCCUCCAGUUCAAGUGAACUCAAUCCAGUAUUGGACGUUGAUUGUGGAAAAUGACACCGCCAGUCACCUAUUGUCAUUCUAUUUCACCUGGGAGAACCCGACCUGGAAUCUGAUUGAUCAAGAAUCGUUUCUUCAAGAUCUCGAGACUCACCACCCGGGAAGAUACUGUUCUCACUUGCUGGUCUAUGUUCUGCUCUUCUUCGGCUGUAGCUUUUCCUAUAGGUUGAACCGGAUCACUGACCGCCGAGAGGAGAAAGACCUAGGACAGAAGCUAUAUGACCAGAUCCAGCGGCUCUGGGAAAAAGACAAGGGGACCCCGGAUCUUCCUACAAUUCAAUCCGGAAUUUUGCUCGGAUUGCUUUCCUGUACAUUCGGAGUGGAUAGGCUGGGCACGCAGUUUAUCAUGAACGGAGCAAAAUUGUAUGUCCAAACAGGCUUCGAUACGGUUGAACGCUGCGCACGUAGCGAGAAAGAAACCGAGCUUUCCUCGGAAGAAUUGUCCCAAGAAAUGGUCUCGUGGGCCAUCUUUGAUGUUCAAGCGUGGGUAUCCCCUUCAUGUUCGAUGGAAAUUACUAACCUGGAGAAGAAUUGCGUCGCAGGUUUACAGGAAAGUCUCUCACUGGCCGGUACCUCCACUACAACGCUGCUCCGCAGAACAGGCCGCCAAGAUCGACGAGAAUAUGGAAUGGAAGCCUUAUCCAUUCGACUAUCCGGUCACCCGGCCAAACUACUAUACAACGUUGCGGUAUAG
Messenger RNA from Penicillium nucicola, 792 nucleotides. RefSeq names its product fungal specific transcription factor domain-containing protein. The record is from RefSeq and is a predicted model, not a curated record. Gene Ontology annotation, biological process: DNA-templated transcription. Lineage: Eukaryota; Fungi; Ascomycota; Eurotiomycetes; Eurotiales; Aspergillaceae. Gene Ontology annotation, molecular function: zinc ion binding; DNA binding. The transcript is spliced from 2 exons. Bases 1 to 792 code for a protein of 263 amino acids.